AUGGCCCCAACACUGUACAUGUAUCAGGCAAGCUCUUCUGUGCGAGCUGUCCUUAUCACAGCAAAAGCUCUUGAUUUAAAAUUCAACGAAAAAGAAAUAGAUUUUUUGCAUCUAGACCACUUAAAACCGGAGUAUUUUCAAUUAAAUCCCCAACAUACAAUUCCGACCCUUGUGGAUGAUGAUUUCAUACUUUGGGACAGCCAUGCCAUUAUGAUCUAUAUAGUUUCAAAGUAUGCUAAAAAUAACUUACUUUACCCUGAAGAUUUGAAAAAACGAGCGGUUAUUCAUCAAAGACUUUAUUUUGAGGCUGGAGUUUUAUCGGUCCAAAUGAGAAAUUUUGCAUUUGCAGUUCUUUAUGAAAAUAAAACCUCAAUAGAUCAGAAAGAUAAAGAAGCUAUUCAUGAGAGUUACGGAAUUUUGGAAACUUUUUUAGAAGGAAAAGUUUGGAUCGCUGGUGAUUCUGUUACUAUUGCUGACUACAGUUUAAUAGCAACUGUUAGUACUCUCAAUGCUUUUGUUUCAAUUGAUACAAAAAAGUAUCGAAAAUUGUCGAAGUGGGUACUACAGUGCGAGAAUCUUCCAGAGUAUGAGGUUAACAGAAAAGGGUUAAUGGAAGUUCACAACAUAUUGAAAAAUAAAUUGUCCAUAGUUUAAGAAUUUUUUGUUUCACGAAAAAUUAAAAAUUAAAAUUGAU
This is a messenger RNA of Tribolium madens (black flour beetle), 694 nucleotides long. RefSeq names its product glutathione S-transferase 1-1-like. Lineage: Eukaryota; Metazoa; Arthropoda; Insecta; Coleoptera; Tenebrionidae. The transcript has 3 exons. Bases 1 to 654 code for a protein of 217 amino acids. The record is from RefSeq and is a predicted model, not a curated record. Gene Ontology annotation, biological process: glutathione metabolic process. Gene Ontology annotation, molecular function: glutathione transferase activity.